Molecule: messenger RNA, 3304 nt
Organism: Aplysia californica (California sea hare)
Lineage: Eukaryota; Metazoa; Mollusca; Gastropoda; Aplysiida; Aplysiidae
Exons: 5
Coding region: 175-2529 (784 amino acids)
Biological process (GO): protein transport
Cellular component (GO): cytoplasm
Source: RefSeq, a predicted model, not a curated record
CGUAGCUUUACUUCAUGAGGCUAACGGUCUAAACUAGAUCUAGACUUUUAGGUUUAAUAACCUUUGUUGUUAGAGAGGGACUGUUACUGCCUCAUUUUUCUUUUACAGAACGCUUCUGAGUAGGGAAAAACAUAGAACAAGAUUUAAAGCGUCCGAAAGAGGUGAAGACACAAGAUGAUGAGUCAAAAAAUCAUCAAUGAGACAUUCACUACACCUGGUUCACAGAGGGUCUACAGACAUGGAGAAUCCGUCAAAGGUUCAGUGUCCUUCGAAGCUACAUCCGAUGUCAUGGUCGAAGGUGUACAUAUUUACCUCUGCGGAGCUUCACUGACCAAAUGGAGCAGUGGAGAAUCUCAUGUGGUGGGCAAGGAAAUCUAUCUUCACCAGUACCAAACGCUCUUUGGUUAUGACCCAGACAUCAGGGGAUGUCACAUGCUGCCCAGAGGUAAACACACUUACAGCUAUUCAUUUAGCCUGCCGUCAGAUGGACUGCCCAGCUCGUUCGAAGGUUCUUAUGGUGCCAUUCGGUACUGGCUUCGCGUGGUCGUUGUCCAGCCGUUUCCCCUCACCAACCACGUAUUCUACCGGAGUUUGACGCUGCUGGCUGACGUGCCCGUGAGGACAACCGACAACCUGAGACCGUACAAGACUACAAGGGACAAGACCAUAUCCAAAGCACUGGGCUUUGGAGACGCUGGUCGCCUCACUUUGACCGUUGGCCUGGACAGGAAGGCCUACUGCCCCGGCGAGUCCAUGCUCAUUGACGUUACCGCCAAGAACGAAAGCUCGAAGGACCUCGGAGUGGUCAAGGCAUCCUUAAUCCAGGUAGUUACCUUCAAAGCCCAGGAUGAAGACAAAACAACAAAAGUUCCCAUUCAUUCGCUUCUGUCCGAAAAGCUUAAAGCUGGGCAAACAAUCUCGUGGGAAAAGCAGCCUUUUCUAGUUUCUGCAAUGCCACCUUCAACGAAACCUGCCACCUGCUACAUUAUCGAUGUGAAGUAUAAGCUGAAUAUCAAAGUUGAGGUCCCUUACGGUUUUGAUCUCGAGUUUCCGCAUCCGAUAACAAUCGCAACACUUCCGUUUCAGCCCGAGCACAAAGGUCCUGCUGCUGCGGGUCAAACAAUCCAUGUUCUGGGAAAUGCACAGUGUACCAAAGGAGUGGAAAAGUUUUCUGGAAAUGAUGGCAUGUUUGAUAUUUUCUCUUUCACGCCUUAUUCUGCCUACGUGUCCGAAAAACGUGUAGCGAAUAAUGUGGGCACAGCUAAAAAGGCGACACAAAACCCGGCUGCUGUGAAAAGGCCACAGCCCAGUGCACCCCCUGUGAACGCCCAACCAAAUGUCGGAGCUGGUGCGAGUGGAGGAACCGUGAGAGCGACAUCUGCAGACCAAAGAAAAGACAAGCCUUUAGUAUAUCCUUCUCCUCGGCAGGAGAAUGGAGCCUGCCCCACAGCUCCACCCAUGUACACCGGCCCCCAGGAUGCUCCACCAUCGUAUUUGGAAGCUAUUGGGGCUAUCCCAUCAGGAACUGCGCCAGCCUCGGGAACCGGGAAAGGCGCCGUUCUAGUGGUCGCAUUCCCAGAAAAGAUAAUCAAGGAGGCAAAGACUUUCUUUCUGUCUACUGAGUCUAGAACUUUAGCAUCACACGAUGGUCAAGUUAUGUGUAUAAAUGUCCGUCCAUUUACAAAGACGGAAAGUCUGAUCCUGUGGCCCAGAAAAAUGGCAAUUGCCUUCCUAUAUUUCCAAGGUCAGACCCAAGCUGAGGCCUGGUCGAAGAUGGUAAUGGCAGACUCACCUGGUUUGACAAAAGAAUGGGUCGUGUUUGUGGCUGAAAGUAGUAAGACAAAGGGGACGCGGCCGGAUCCGAGCUUCAAGGUGUGUGAGGUGUCUGUCUCGCGCCAGCUUGUUUCCACUGACGUGUUGGUGUCGGAACUGAAGAAAGAUAGCCAAAAACGAUUCGUUUCAACAUUAACAAAGGCCAAAGCUGGAGUUAAAAAAGUAGUCACUAACGGAAAUUUUAAGUUUCUUCAAGGGGACUGGUCGUCACUGGGUGACGCAAGCUUUUUUAAUACAAGACAGCCCCAACAAGAUAGUUCAUCAAAAUGGAACGAGCAGUUAGUCAAAAAGGCAAAGGCACCAUUGUCGAAUGCGGAGGUAGAAACCUCUGCGUCCUCCUCAUCACCGACACCGCCACCCUCCUCCUCUUCACCGUCACAUUGUUCGGAAGAAGCUGAAGCCUCUCCCGGUGCCGACAAAGCUCUUGCAGAAAAAGAUCAAGCCUCAGAUGAGAGAAAAUUCGAGGAGGAGAACGAUGAAGACACAAGUGACUCAGAGAAAGCGGAAGGUAGUGGGAUAGCGUACUUGGAUGAGCCCAUUGUCACAAUGAGAUUGCACCAAUAUCAGGAUAUGGACGUUUAUUACAACGAUUCAGAGAAGAUUGUUGAAGACAAUGAGUUCAUGACUUGGAUAGAGAAGGGCAUGGAGUACAUACAAAUAAUUACAAACGCCGUGUGUCCCUCAAAAGGCUUUUAAAAGCAAUUCCCAUAUCUAGGAGUGACUGUAGGUGAGAGAAAAAAAACACCAGUAAGUACAUGAUACCAUUUUACAUUUAUACAAGAUAAUGACUGCACCAUUCAAUAAGUCUAACAAAAUUCAAUGUCAAAAUUGCGAAGUGAUGAAAAAAUGAAGGUUCCCAAGGGGAACUGGAUAAAGAGGAUGUCUACCUUUUGAUUCAAUGGGGAGACAGGAAGGUAGUCCAACAAAAAUAUUGUUAACAAGUUGUCGUCGUUUCUAUUCUUGGCUAUGCUGUGGUUCAUUACAAUAUUGCGGUUGUUGCUGUUGUUUAGUGUGUUUUUGUUGUUGUUGUUGUUGUUGUUGUUGUUGUUGUUGUUGUUGUUGUUGUUGUUGUUGUUGGGGGGGGGGUGGGAGUUAUCUGUUCCAAAUGAGUUUAAGGCACUAUUUGAGAUUUUCAACGUUUCCAAGGAAAGUACGUGCAGUGGAAUUUCGGGGAAGGGGAGGUUGUCUUCUGAUUAUCGGCAGAUAAUCGUCACAACGAGAGCUGAAGAAAGACGACACAGAGGGAAAAAACUUAUUGAACUUGUUCUUCAGAGACUCAUUCCUUUUCACACCUGAAUGUCCAGGACAAGAAAUCCUAGUGAUCGUCCACAGAAUUCUCUGAUUGAUUUCGCUAAGCCACCAUUCAGCAUAGAUGGACCCGCACUACGCCACCCUUAUGCUAACCUCAAGGACAAAGCACCAUAAAUAUGUGUCACGACGCGGUGGAAUCAGGCGCUCGUCAAUUUUGGGC